AUGGCCACUGACAAAUUGACAGAAAAUCAGAACCAGACAAGUGUCACAGAGUUUCUUUUAAUGGGUUUCUCUAUGGACCCAAACAACCAGACUCUUCUCUUUGUCAUAGGUCUGAUUCUAUAUUUGUUUACUUUAACUGGGAAUCUAAUCAUCAUUACAUUGAUUAGGAUAGAUCAACAACUCCAAAGUCCAAUGUACUUUCUCCUUGGAAAUCUCUCUUUUGUUGAGAUCUGCUACAUUUCCACUACUCUUCCUAAAAUGCUGUGGGAUCUCUUGUUAGGGGACAAAACCAUCUCCUACAUAGGUUGUGCACUACAAUUGUAUUUCUUUGGUGCUUUAGGGGCUACAGAAUGUGUCCUUCUCUCAGCCAUGGCAUAUGAUCGUUAUGUAGCUAUCUGCCAACCCUUGCACUACACUAUUCUAGUCAACCAAACAAUACGUCUACGUUUGCUGGCAGCCUCCUGGAGUAUUGGUCUCUUGAAUUCCACUAUUACUACAGCCAUGGUCUUUUCCCUACAUUUCUGUCAUUCCAAUAAAAUCAAACACUUUUUCUGUGACAUUCCUCCCUUACUGCGCUUAUCUUGCUCUGACAUCUUCAUCAGCCAGAUGGUGACUUUCACCUUGUCUGGUGGCAUUAUGAUUGUGUCAGUCAGCCUGAUCCUUCUUUCCUAUACAUUUAUUGUCUUCUCUGUCCUCAAAAUUCGCACUGCUCAUGGUAGGAUGAAAUCCUUUUCCACCUGUGGAUCACAUAUCACUGUGGUGAGCAUAUUUUAUGGCACCAUCAUCUAUACUUAUAUACGUCCUUCAUCUGCUCACUCUACAGAAGAAGAUCCCCUUGUUUCAGUACUAUAUGCCAUCAUUACACCACUGCUUAAUCCCCUGAUCUAUAGCUUACGAAACAAGGAAGUACAGGGGGCUCUUUGGAAAGCUCUUGGAAAGAGCAAAUUAUAG
Thamnophis elegans (Western terrestrial garter snake) is the source of this 951-nucleotide messenger RNA. Its product is annotated as olfactory receptor 5F1-like. The record is from RefSeq and is a predicted model, not a curated record. NCBI's taxonomy places the organism in Eukaryota, Metazoa, Chordata, Lepidosauria, Squamata, Natricidae. Bases 1 to 951 code for a protein of 316 amino acids. Gene Ontology annotation, cellular component: membrane. Gene Ontology annotation, molecular function: olfactory receptor activity; G protein-coupled receptor activity. Gene Ontology annotation, biological process: G protein-coupled receptor signaling pathway. The transcript has 2 exons.